Messenger RNA from Lobosporangium transversale, 2347 nucleotides. RefSeq lists its product as hypothetical. The transcript is spliced from 7 exons. Bases 134 to 2284 code for a protein of 716 amino acids. NCBI's taxonomy places the organism in Eukaryota, Fungi, Mortierellomycota, Mortierellomycetes, Mortierellales, Mortierellaceae. The record is from RefSeq and is a predicted model, not a curated record. Gene Ontology annotation, molecular function: protein binding.
UUUUUUUUUUAAUCCUUCCUUAUCAAUAUUAUCUUCUGUAUUCAAUCUAUUUCUAUUUGUUCAUUUGCAAUCUGUUACCUGGCUUUCUGUAAAUUCAUUAGUUUUUUUUUGCCUCAUUUCUUUCAGUUGCAACAUGGCGUCUAAUCUCACCGUCUUCCUUGGCGGAGGGAAGAAGCAGCUUGUCAAGACUACGCCGACCAUGAUUCUUCGGCAGGUUGUCAACACUGUCUGUGAAAAGCAAGGUUAUGGUGACCCAGAGACUUAUGGGCUCAAGAGUGGAAAGAACUUCCUGGAUUUGUCAUUAUCGAUCCGAUAUGCUAACAUCGUACCAGGGGCUAAGCUUGAACUUGCCAGAGUUCCAAAAGACAAAUCAACGCCCACACACGUUGAUCUGGCUUUACAGCUCGAGGAUGGAGGACGAAUGAUUCAAUCGUUUGCGGUGACCACCACGCUCUGGGAUGUCCUUCUAGGGUUCGAGAGAGCUUCAAAUGGAACACUAAACUUGACACGACGUACUGCAGUACCUCAAUCAACUACAAAAAAUAUUUUCUCCCUUCAGAGGAUCAAGAAGGCUGUUAAACCAGCAACAGAGGUUUAUAUGCUACCUGUUGUCAUUCUACUGGAGCGCGAGUAUGUCUCGAUCCCAAUACUCAAGACAACCACAUUACAGCUUGCUGGCCUUUUCAAAGGAAACGCAGUGUUUCGCGUUAUGAUGCGACCUACAGAUGCAGGAAUCGAAGAUUUCAUGGAGGAUAUUGAGCGCGUCCUGUUGCCUAAUGCAACAGCAAACAACGAGGCGCCUAAAAAUUUGUCAGCUCUAGAGUCAAGUUCAAACCCGAUACUUGUCUCUAAUAGAACAUCAGAUGCAAAUCCUUCGCCUCACACUCUGCCAUUCGGAAUAGAUAAGACAGCAGGUGAGAAGCCUGAUGUUAUAAUUUCGACUGAUAGCAACCCAGCAAUUCCAGGAGGACGUACUGGAGAAAUCUCCAAUACACGUGAAGUGGUGGGACCAGCCUCAGGGGCUGGCAUGGAUAUAGAUUUACAGCGUCAAACACCCGUACAAGACAUGAGCGUAGCUAUGAUUGAGGCCAGCCAGGAAAUUCGUCAGCUUCGUGAGCAGCAAACACAGGCAGCGCUGACGGAUCGAGUUAAGAAACUCUCCAAGGCAUCUGAUAGUUCUGAUAGGGAUCGUUUUGUCCGUAGCUUACCGCCAGGAGUUUUUACAGAGGAGCCCGUCAGCGAGCUUGACUCUAACUCCUCUCAGCCCCGAUCCGAAUCACCCAACUCAACAUCGACUAACCAGCAGGAUGUCGUCCGUCAAAUCGCUCAUCGUGUCAGUUUGCAGCUGAAAAAGGCUCAGGAACGGGGUGAUUCCACGAUUGAUUAUCAGACACUUAUCGCCUUAGAGGUUGAAAAGGAGCAGAAAGCCGGCGUAUUGCCAGGCACGCCCACCGCCAGCCGCCAGAACACGAUUCAGAGAAAUAAAGCCGAAGACGAAAGCCCAACCCAUUUGGACGCCGCGACUCCAUCGAAGUCAGGGGCAUUAUCAGAAGAACCUUUCGACCGUAAUGUCAAAGUGUUCCGACCACCUUCAGACAGCUCAGUCCCGCUCUCAAAUCAAAUCGAUCUUCCCGAUGACUUUUACACAUUGACACCUCAGGAUGUGAUGAAGCUGCUGAAUAGCCAAAAGGCUAAGCGUGAGGAAGAAGAGAAUCGGGGAUUUAAAACAUCUGCAGUAAGGGCGGAAGAAGAAAAGGCUAGAGAACGUCGCUAUCCCAAGACGAUCAUCCGCAUCCGCUUUCCCGACCGAGUUCAGCUUCAAGCCACAUUCCGCAGCCAGGAGACUGUGGGUGAUCUUCGGAAAUGGGUUGCCAGUGCAUGUGUUGGUCAAGGAGAAAAGUUUGAUCUAUAUAUUACUCCUCCUAGGAAAGUACUUUCAGACAACAAACAAACAUUGUAUCAAGCAGGAUUGGCGCCUCAGAGUAUUGUUUAUUUCUCUUGGGUUGACUCGAAGCUCAAUCAGAACCCACCAUUCCUUAACGGUGAACAUAUGAUGAUGAUGCAGGACCUACCCAACCCAGGUGAGGAGCCUGAAGAGAAAUCAGAAGAAGCAUCUUCUUCCACAAUGCCUGCGUCAGGUGGGCAUACUCUGAACCAACAGGGAUCGACUCCUAUACUUAGCAAGGAAGAACGACGGAUGAGUGAGCUUAUGAGCACAGAAAAGCGUGCUGGCGGUGGCAGCAAUGGAGCGUUGCCUAAAUGGAUGAAGCUGUCAAAGAAAUAAAUAAAUAAUAGAAAUAAUAAAAAAAUUGAUACAAUCAUUUAAUAAAAUACAGAAAUACAUCAC